Molecule: messenger RNA, 1051 nt
Organism: Oryzias melastigma (Indian medaka)
Lineage: Eukaryota; Metazoa; Chordata; Actinopteri; Beloniformes; Adrianichthyidae
Exons: 2
Coding region: 15-1016 (333 amino acids)
Source: RefSeq, a predicted model, not a curated record
UCCUCCAGGCUGUCAUGGAGCCUCUUGAGAAUGGGCUGCUGUCCUUCAACCGUCUGACGGAGAUGAUCCUCAGUAUUGAUGCAGACAUCGUCACUCCUGGAUGUCAAACCUUUGAUGACUUCAGACAAGAAGUUCAUAAAAUGAAAAUAUACUUUAACGAGUCAGAGCAGAUAGCCGGUAAAGAGCUAAAGCAGCUUGAUGAGAAGACUGUGGCACUUACUGCAGAUCAAGGUAUUUUGCGGCAAAAAAAAGAAAAGCAAAAAGAAAGGUUACAAAACCUAAAAACCCUUUUGACCUCACAUGAGUCAUCUUUAAAAAGAUAUACUCAAGAUCGAGAUGCAGCGCAAAGAAACCUGGUAUCUGCAAAACAGGACCUGAAAGAAAUGGAAGGGAGAAGAGACAACGCACAGACAGUGAGGGAUGUUGGGAUUGGUCUAUUUGCCAUCCCAAUUUUUGGAUGGAUUGCUGGAGCAACCAUGGUUGGUGUCGGCCAAACUGACUUAAACUCAGCCUGUGAUCUAGUUGAGAAAUGUCGGAAGGAGGUAUGUGAAUGUGACUCUCAGGUGAAGACUUACACUCAAAAAGUGUCUGACUAUGAAGGUUUAAUCUCUAAAGCUAAGAAGGAAACCGAAGACAUCAACAGCAGAAUUUGUAAGAUUGAGGCAGAACUGAAGGAUUUGUCUGUGAAGCGGGAAACUGUUGCAAACCUUCAGAGUCAAACAGGAGGAGUUGUCCAUCAUCUGGGACUUCUCUCUGGGGAGGGGAAUGCAGCUGAGUUGCAGACCAGAAAACAGAUCCUGGUGGAGGCCGUGAUGAGGGUGAUGAACGAACUAACACCAGCGCUGACCCAGAUUAUAGAAGAUGGUCUGCUGCCCACUCAAGGCUUAAAAAGAAUAAUGGAGCAAACGAAAACCAACAACAGAAAACUAGAAGAGGAUCUCAGUGAAGAAGAUGUAGAUUGUAGUUCAUGUUCAUGUCUACAUUUUUUUAGGGUUUCUUCUCACAAGAAAAAUUAAAUUGCUUUCUUUUUUCUUUCAAUUAGUUUCUGACA